AUGCCUGUCUCACAAUCACUUGCUUCCUUCCUCGGCUUUAUACCCCUCGGACCCAUUUUCCAGGGGCCACGUCAGCCCGCAGGCUGGCGCGGGUUCUCCGCUUCCGCCUCAGCAGCGGCGUCACUCACCGGCAGUCCCGCUGGAGCUCCUAAUGCUGCUCCCGCGGCUAGCGAAGGGGACGUGCCCCGCGUGAAGCUGCUCAUUGGAGGCAAGCUUGUGGACUCUACCUCCGACCACCAUGUUCCCGUCAUCAACCCGGCGACACAGGAGGUCCUGGCGCAUCUGCCGUUGGCGACGCGCGCGGAGUUCAGUGCAGCAGUGCGUGCAGCUGCGGACGCCUUCCCCGCGUGGCGCGCCACCCCGCUGCCUGUGCGCGCGCGCGUCAUGCUCAAGCUGCAGGAGCUCAUCCGCCGCGAAAUGGACCGGUUGGCUCUGAGUGUGACCACGGAGCAGGGCAAGACUCUAGCGGACGCACGAGGGGAUGUCUUCCGUGGCCUUGAGGUGGUGGAGCAGGCGUGUGCGAUGGGAACGAUGCAGAUGGGAGAGCUACUGGAGAACGUGAGUGCGGGCGUGGACACCUACAGCAUCAGGCAGCCUCUGGGCGUGUGUGCUGGCAUCUGCCCCUUCAACUUCCCCGCCAUGAUUCCCCUCUGGAUGUUUCCAUUUGCAGUGACAGCGGGCAACACGUUCAUCCUGAAGCCAUCGGAGAAGGACCCGGGUGCUGCCAUGAUGCUCGCUGAACUCGCCCUGGAGGCUGGCCUGCCCGCUGGCGUGCUUAAUGUCGUGCAUGGCACGCAUGACGUUGUGAAUUGGAUGUGUGACGAGCCUGAGAUUCGGGCAAUCUCAUUCGUUGGAUCAGACAAGGCAGGACGACACAUCUAUGCACGAGCAGCAUCACAUGGGAAGAGAGUGCAGUGCAACAUGGGAGCCAAGAACCAUGCAGUGGUGUUGCCAGACGCGGACCCACAGGCGGCAGUGAAUGCGCUGGUGGGGGCGGCGUUCGGGGCAGCGGGGCAACGUUGCAUGGCCAUCAGUACAGCCGUGUUUGUUGGGGGCUCGCAGCAGUGGGAGCCACUGCUGGUGGAGGCAGCGACGCGGCUGCGAGUGGCAGUGGGCACGGAUCCUGCAGCAGACCUGGGCCCGGUGAUCUCCAAGGACGCCAAGGCACGCAUUCACUCCCUCGUGGACAGUGGCGUUGCUGAUGGCGCCCGCCUGUUGCUGGACGGCCGCAACGUGCAGGUGCCUGGAUUCGAGAGCGGCAACUUUGUAGGCCCCACCAUUCUCGCAGACGUGAGGGAGGGAAUGGAGUGCUACAGGGAGGAGAUAUUCGGCCCCGUGCUGCUGCUCAUGAGCGCCGACUCGCUUGAUGACGCCAUUGCUCUCGUCAACCGCAACCCCUACGGCAAUGGCACUGCGAUUUUCACGUCAUCUGGCGCCGCUGCCAGGAAGUUUCAGAAUGAGAUUGAUGUCGGGCAGGUGGGCAUCAACCUGCCCAUCCCAGUGCCGCUGCCUUUCUUCUCCUUCACCGGCUCGCGGGCCAGCUUUGCCGGGGACCUCAAUUUCUAUGGCAAGGCGGGCGUGCAGUUUUACACGUACACCAAGACUGUUACCGCGGCGUGGAAACAGCCGAGUGGGGCCGAGUCUAAAGUGGCCAUGGCUUUCCCAACAUCGCAGAAAGUUUAG
Messenger RNA from Closterium sp. Naga37s-1, 1683 nucleotides. The record is from the annotation of a GenBank genome assembly. Lineage: Eukaryota; Viridiplantae; Streptophyta; Zygnematophyceae; Desmidiales; Closteriaceae.